This is a messenger RNA of Archocentrus centrarchus (flier cichlid), 1541 nucleotides long. RefSeq names its product polymeric immunoglobulin receptor-like. The record is from RefSeq and is a predicted model, not a curated record. The transcript is spliced from 8 exons. Gene Ontology annotation, molecular function: transmembrane signaling receptor activity. NCBI's taxonomy places the organism in Eukaryota, Metazoa, Chordata, Actinopteri, Cichliformes, Cichlidae. Bases 81 to 1448 code for a protein of 455 amino acids. Gene Ontology annotation, cellular component: plasma membrane.
GAAAUGACCCCACUGUGUUAAUAUUUUCAUUACUGAAAAUAGUUCCUGUUAAGUUUCUAUUUCGAUGAGCCAAAGCAAAGAUGUGGACCCUUCAAAACCUUCUGUUCUCCCUCUGCAUUGCUCUGAGAUGUGUGACCAGUGCGGUGGGAGUGAUCCAUGUGACUGGAUAUGUGGGGAGAAAGGUUAACCUUUCCUAUGAUCAGGGUUAUGAAUCUUAUGAGAAGUACCUGUGUAAAAACGGCUGUGGCAGCAGUGAUGUUCUUAUUACAACAUCAGAACCAGUGAAAAACAAAUACUCAAUCCAUGAUAACAAAACAGCACGAAUCUUCACCACGGCCAUCUCUGAGCUUCAUUCUGUGGAUGCUGGAACAUACUGGUGUGGGGUCAGCAAAAGUUGGAAAGAUAUCUACACUGAAGUCAAACUGAAAUUAGUGCAAGACAGCUGCUGUGACAUUGUGACCAAAAUCCAAAGUUAUGAGAGAUAUUCGGUAUCCAUCAGUUGUCCAUAUGAGUCGCAGUAUCAGAACAAUCUGAAGUACAUCUGCAGAGGAAACCGACCCUCCACAUGUCUGCAGCAGGCACUCAUCACUUCUGAGAAGAAACAAAAUGGACGAUUCAGACUCGAUGAUGAAAAUGUAUUGAGAAAUUUCACAGUGACCAUUAUCAAUUUGAGCCAAAAUGAUUCAGGGUCUUACCUUUGUGGUGUCCAAAGCAACUCUGACCUGGAUGUUUUUACUGCUGUUGAGCUGGAAGUUGAAGACUGGUGCUGUGUCAAGUCAGCUAAGAUAAAUGGUACUGUAGGACAUCCACUAACUCUGCAGUGUCCUUAUCCUCCACAACACCGAGAUAAGAGGAAGUUCCUCUGUAAGGGAGACCACCACAACAAUUGCGCAGACAUGUUGACCAGUGAAAGCAGGUUCACACUGCAGGAUGAUGCUCCUUCCAGCUCUUUCUCGGUGAGGUUGACAGAGCUGGAAGCAGCUGAUGCUGGGACAUACUGGUGUGGGUCAGACCCACAGUGGACAGUUGGAAACUACGUCAAGAUUGAGCUGUCAGUCUUUCACACCAGCACUGUAAAUCCUUUUACCACAGUGGAGACUCUGGGAACAAAUAUCACUGGUUCAGCACUCUAUGUGGUUUACACUGUGCCUCCUGUGCUGCUACUGACAUGUGUGCUAGUUAUUGUUUAUAAGUACAGACGUUCCAGAGUGAAAGAAGCUGAUAACACCAUGAGCAGAAAUACAGCCAAGGCAAAGAGCUCAGAGGAAGUGGUGGGUGCGACAGGAUGCAGAAUCUAUGAAAAUCAAGAAGCUGUGAUGACCAACAAACAACAAAGUGACUGUAACCACCAUGAAGAUGCAGGUAGAGAUGAAGAAGACUAUGAAAACUUGACCACAACAGAAGAAAUCUACUGUAAUGAAAAUUUCCAUAAAACCAACAGAAGAUAAAUAGACUUUGGAAAUGUGAUCCAUACCUUUGCUUUCAUUUUUGUUUAGAGUGUUCAUAAAAUGAUUUGCUCUGUUUUUAUAAAAUUGUGUAAA